ACCUAAGGUUUGCUGUAUAACCGGUUGUGUUACGUCACUAGUUGGGUUGCUUUCCAUUGCGUUGGAACGUUCUUUUGUAUUUUGCCUUGUUUAGCUCAUAUCAUCAUAUAUCACGUAUAACUGUAAUCAGGUUAAGCUCACCUGCUUGUAGAUAAACUAGUGUUAAUGGACAGAAGCGAACACUGGAAAUUGUAUUAGAGUUUCUGCAUUAAAGGCUACUAAAGGAACCGGGACAGCAGUUUGCUUCCUUGUGCUCUAGAGAAGUUUGACACCCUGUGAACCUACUGAAAGUUCAAAAUGUCUGCACCUGCACCUGAACCUGUGCGAAUUGAGAAAGUCCUGAAAGAACACCUGGACGAUCUGAGUGAAGACGAGCUCAGGGAUUUUCAGUGGUAUGUGACAUUGCAUCGGGGAACUGACAGUAAACCCGUCCCGAAGAGCCAGCUGCAAAACGCUUCCAGAACGGAAACUGUGGAUAAACUCGUGUCUUUUCACGGGGAAAGCGGCGCUGUGGAGAUCACAGUGGACAUCCUCAUGAAUCACAUGAAUCACAAUGACCUGGCAACAAGGUUAACUCAAGCCUUAGCAGGCCGAAACGUGGAGCAGCAAUUACAUGAACCGUUGUCCUCCGCUGUGAGAGACACUCAGAGAGUUUCAGAUUUGACUAUCACUCAGGAUCUUACCUGUUCAGUUUGCCUAGACAUUUUCACUGAGCCUGUGAUGCUGCAGUGUGGACACAGCUUCUGCAGGACCUGUGUGCACAAUAAGGAGAAGGGGAAAAUCUCUCCAAAAUGCCCACUUUGUAACAAAGUUAUACAAAUUGACUUUAAACCUCAAAUUAAUUAUAAUCUGAAGAGUUUGAGUGAAAACUACAGAAGAGGAAGAGGAGGAGGACACAGAAAUGAAGUAUAUCAGACUCCUUCCAGGUCCAUCACAGAGAAGCGGGAAGCUUUUGAAAAGGUCAAAGAAUUUUGUGAUUCAUCCAUUGAGCAGAUUAAGACUCAGAGACACUACGCAAAGAAGAAGAUUACGGACGACUUUGAGAAGCUUCAUCUCGUCCUCAAGAGAGAGCAAGAAACCAGCAUAGCUGAAUUAGAAGAAGAAGCGACUCAGAAGAUUGGUAUGAUGCAGAAGAUAACAGAGCUCAGCAGAGACACUUUCUCGCUCUCUGUCACUAUAAAAGAUCUGCACGAUUUAGGGGCUGACAACUCGCUCCUACAGAACUUUAGGACUGAAAUGGAACGAGCUCAGAACGUACUGCCAGAUCCACAGCUACUUCCACAACCACUGAUAAAUGUUUCCAAACAUGUGGAAAACCUUCAGUGCAGAGUCUUGGAGAAGAUGUUGAGCAACGCAAAAUCCUCCUCUGAAUGCAUACUUACAUUCAUAAGUACAUGUCCAGAGCAAAAUAGAACAAACUAUGUUCAGGAUUACAUGCUCAAUGAAGGCAUUACUGAAUACAGCCCAAUCCAACCACUUCCCUCGGACUCGGACACGGAUGAGGACGAGGACAACGAAGGUCCUCGUUUUCUGGACAACAACUACAAGGACAACGAAGGUCCUCGUGUUCUGGACCACGAGGACAACGAAGGUCCUCCAGAUUUUCUGCUGACGGAUGUGGAAGAGUUGGAGCUUUAUUUCGAGGAUGACUUAUACUGUUGACAAAUUGAUACUAUAAUUGUUAUGUAAUUGAAUGAUCUAGAGCCUUGACCUGAAGAUUCAGAUCACACUAAAAACACAGAACAACUUUGGAUCCCAGCUUCAUUUAAUUAAAGGUCCCAUGGUAUGGUGCUCUUUUGAUGUUUUAAUGUAGACCUUAGUGGUCCCCCAAUAUUGUAUCUGAAGUCUCUUUCCAAAAUUCUGCCUUGGUGCAGCAUUACAGCCACUAGAGCCAGUCCCACAAUGAGCUUUCCUUAGUAUGUGCCAUUUCUGAGUCUGUAGCUUUUGAAGAGGAGCGGGGGGGCAAGGUAGAGGCUGGAGGUGUGGCCUUGACCAACUGCCACUUUUCUUGUUUGAAAGCCAUGAUGUCUCUCUUUCAUGGGUGGGCAAAAUUCUCUGGGCAGGCAAAGCAGAGAAAGGGGA
Messenger RNA from Etheostoma spectabile (orangethroat darter), 2082 nucleotides. RefSeq names its product tripartite motif-containing protein 35. Lineage: Eukaryota; Metazoa; Chordata; Actinopteri; Perciformes; Percidae. Bases 298 to 1662 code for a protein of 454 amino acids. The transcript has 8 exons. The record is from RefSeq and is a predicted model, not a curated record.